UGGUAUUGGGAAACAACCUCCACCGACCUUCCUUUCAUUCCUGUAAUCCGUCUGCGUUGGGUGUGCUCCGUAGCUAGCCACGGCACACAUUUUAUUAUUAUGAAACAAACCAAAAGCUAGACCGCACACGCAGACAUAUUUUUAUAAGAAAAAAAAAUCGGUGAAGCAGGAUUUCAUUUGCCAACUCAAGCAACGCCAAGAGGGAAGAAGAACCAUAGACGUAACGAGAAGGACGCUGGCAAGCUAACGUUAAGAUAACCGCCAUUACAGAAAGCGUGGGUAAUAACUCAAGCCGCUGUGUUGAGCACGUUUAUGAUUUCGGGGUUGCUCGUUAGUGUUAAUUAAGCACGUAUCUGUGUAAAUUUACGGACAUGUUUUGUUCAGAUUGAAACGGUGUAGAUAGAAAUUAGUGCUCCUUGAGCCGCAUCAGUUAGGCCGCGCAUCGAUAGCUUGCUGCUCUUGCUAGCUUAGCCCACGUUGUCACCUUUGGAGAGGAACGUGAGGAACGACUCGUUUGGGGCGAGCGACACUUGCCAUUACGUGUCUUUGGUGUCUGAACACGCGUCGUCGACAUGAACCCCAGCGCGCCUAGCUACCCCAUGGCCUCCCUCUAUGUGGGAGACCUGCAUCCAGACGUUACCGAAGCCAUGCUCUACGAGAAAUUCAGCCCGGCUGGGCCCAUCUUGUCUAUCAGGGUGUGCAGAGACAUGAUCACCCGUCGAUCCCUCGGUUACGCCUAUGUGAACUUCCAGCAGCCCGCAGAUGCUGAGAGAGCCCUGGACACCAUGAAUUUUGAUGUGAUCAAAGGCAGACCACUUCGCAUCAUGUGGUCUCAGCGGGACCCCUCCCUGAGGAAGAGUGGAGUGGGCAACAUAUUCAUUAAGAACCUCGACAAGUCCAUUGACAACAAGGCACUCUACGAUACCUUCUCAGCAUUUGGAAAUAUCCUGUCCUGCAAGGUGGUUUGUGAUGAAAAUGGCUCAAAGGGUUAUGGCUUUGUGCACUUUGAGACCCACGAGGCUGCCGAGCGGGCCAUUGAGAAAAUGAAUGGCAUGCUGCUCAAUGACAGGAAAGUGUUUGUUGGACGCUUCAAAUCACGCAAAGAGAGGGAAGCAGAGCUUGGGGCCCGUGCAAGGGAAUUCACCAAUGUUUAUAUCAAGAACUUUGGGGAGGACAUGGAUGAUGAGAAGCUCAAGGAGUUGUUUGGAAAAUAUGGGCCCGCUCUCAGUAUACGUGUUAUGACUGACGAGAGUGGCAAGUCCAAAGGAUUUGGCUUUGUCAGUUUCGAGAGACACGAAGAUGCACAAAAGGCUGUGGAUGAUAUGAAUGGUAAAGAACUAAACGGCAGACAAGUUUAUGUGGGCCGUGCACAGAAAAAAGGGGAGCGCCAGAACGAGCUGAAGCGUAAAUUUGAGCAGAUGAAACAGGAUCGCAUGACCAGAUACCAGGGCGUCAACCUGUAUGUGAAAAACCUGGAUGACGGCCUUGAUGAUGAGCGUCUGCGUAAAGAAUUCUCUCCAUUUGGAACAAUAACUAGUGCUAAGGUUAUGAUGGAAGGCGGACGCAGCAAAGGCUUUGGCUUUGUGUGCUUUUCUUCUCCGGAAGAGGCCACCAAAGCCGUAACAGAGAUGAAUGGCCGUAUUGUUGCCACUAAACCAUUGUAUGUGGCCCUGGCUCAACGCAAAGAAGAGCGCCAGGCCCAUCUAACCAAUCAGUACAUGCAGAGGAUGGCCACAGUCCGCGCUGUGCCCAACCCUGUCCUUAACCCUUACCAGGCUGCUCCACCUUCUGGCUACUUCAUGGCGGCUAUACCUCAGGCCCAAAACCGUGCUGCAUAUUACUCUGCCAACCAGCUAGCUCAGCUGCGUCCCAGCCCGCGAUGGGCUGCUCAGGGAGUGCGUCCACAGCACUUCCAGAACAUGCCCAGUGCCAUGCGCCCGUCGGCUCCCAGACCCCAGACUUUCAGCACGAUCCGUCCUACCGCAACCACCAACACCCAGGUCCCACGUAUGAUGGCUUCUCAACGCAUGCCCACCCAGGCCCUCAGCCAGCGCCCCGCCAGCGCUUCAGCCACUGCCGCUCCAGUGCGGGCCAUGCCCCACUACAAAUAUGCUGCCGGAGUUCGCAACCCUCAGCAGCACAUGGCCUCCCAGCCACAAGUCAACAUGCAGCAGCCGGCUGUCCAUGUUCAAGGACAGGAGCCCCUGACCGCCUCCAUGCUGGCAGCUGCCCCUCCUCAGGAACAGAAACAAAUGCUGGGUGAGCGACUGUUCCCCCUGAUUCAGACCAUGCACCCCAGUCUGGCGGGCAAGAUCACUGGCAUGCUGCUGGAGAUUGACAACUCUGAGCUUCUUCACAUGCUUGAAUCGCCUGAAUCUCUGCGCUCAAAGGUGGAUGAGGCUGUUGCAGUGCUCCAGGCCCACCAGGCCAAGGAAGCUGCUCAGAAGUCCACCACGCCCGCUGGUGUUCCCAGUGUCUAAGAUUGAGCAAUUUGAAACCUGCUUCACCGAUGGAAAAAGAGAAAAAAAUUUAAACAUUGAAAAAUCCAAAACUCAGAAAACAUCGCAAAAUGAUAAAUUUUUUCUUAAAAAAAGAAAACUAUUUACUCUGCCAGGUCUAGGAAGGGUUUGACUAGACCUUGAUCAUAAACAAAAAAAGUAUUGAAAAAAAAAAGCAAAAUCAUCAAAAUUCAAUUGUAAAUGUGAAUGCAUUCCUCUUUUAUGUCAUUUUACUGUGUCAGUGCCAUGGACUAGAAUAUUAGUCAUGGCACAGGAUGGGGUUACCAGAGCAUUUGGAAAGUUUAUAGUAAAAUGCUGGUUAAUAAAUUGUCAUUCAAAA
Messenger RNA from Doryrhamphus excisus (bluestripe pipefish), 2838 nucleotides. Its product is annotated as polyadenylate-binding protein 1A. NCBI's taxonomy places the organism in Eukaryota, Metazoa, Chordata, Actinopteri, Syngnathiformes, Syngnathidae. The record is from RefSeq and is a predicted model, not a curated record. Gene Ontology annotation, molecular function: RNA binding.